Molecule: messenger RNA, 3066 nt
Organism: Malaya genurostris
Lineage: Eukaryota; Metazoa; Arthropoda; Insecta; Diptera; Culicidae
Gene: Incenp
Product: inner centromere protein
Exons: 4
Coding region: 281-2944 (887 amino acids)
Biological process (GO): meiotic spindle midzone assembly; metaphase chromosome alignment; mitotic cytokinesis
Cellular component (GO): nucleus; chromosome passenger complex; meiotic spindle midzone
Molecular function (GO): protein serine/threonine kinase activator activity
Source: RefSeq, a predicted model, not a curated record
CAGUUCAGUGUUCGAAUUGCUCGAUCCCUUUUCGGUUUUUCUGUUUGCUUCGUUUUGCGGUAGCCGCCGUUGAAUUUCAAUUUUGUGAACAUUGUAGUUAUUUUUGCAUUAUUUGCUAUAUUCUCUGUGUUUUCUAUUCCUGAGCGAGUGUUCAAUUGAUGUAAUCCUAUAUAUUAUAUGCAUUCGUGGUUGUGUUUAUAGUUUCCUAUAUUGUGUUUGGAACCCAUUGUGGGUAUGAAUAAACGUUUUUCACAUCCGAUCAGAUACGAAGUGUAAAACGAUGGAUGACUUAAUGAAUAAAUUUGAGGAAUUGAUACUUCAAACGCUCGCAGCUGAAACUCGUCUACAGGAGGAAUUUCAGAAAUGCACUCAGAAACUGGACGAGCAUGUUCUGCAGUCCAUUUCUGCUGGGACACCUAUUCAGAACAAGAAACGUCCCAAGCGGUUGGAUUCAAUAGAAGAUAGUGGUCGUGAUCAAGAACACGAAACAUCCCACGCAUCUAAUAGUAGUACGGUCAUGUCACAGACAAGUCAUAGAAAAAAGAGUAUCCAUGAUAGUCACGAACAGCAAGACACUCAGUCGAAAGUCCCACCAGAGCUUGAAGAGAGCCGCAAUCGUCCUGCUCGUUCGGCUCGGGUAAAAGCUUCGCAAAAUUUGAAGGAACCUAAAUUGACAACGAAAAUGCGACAGCCGAGUAUUACAAUCAAGCAAGAACGAAUCUCGCUAGAAGCGAGAAAGGAUACCGUCGAACCAAUGGAAAUAGACACGGAAAAUGAUGCCAAUGCAAUGAAUGGGGUAACUCCAUUUGACCAAAAUAAGUGUGAAACCGAAAAGCGGAAAUCGAAUGAUGAAGGUUUCGGAAGUACUAAUGAAAAGGAAAAAGAAGCAGAAGAAGCUCCAUCUAGGGAAAUGUCUAUUAUGGUGAUUCCGCAACCUAUUAUGAAAGUUGAAGUUUUGUCGGAUGAUGAAGCCACUGAGAAGAUGCCGCCUCCUUCAAUGCCUCCCCCGUCAUUGGCUCAAGUAAAAACCAAAAGUCGACCAAAGCGAAUGGAUAAAUCUAAAACUAAAAAUUCUCACGUAUUUCCGCUUCCUAUUAAACGUGAAAAAGAUGCUGAUGAGACGUCAUCAGCCGUUUCUUCAUCAGAAUCUAUAGUAUCGAACACUUCUAUUACAAAAACUUCUGAGCGCAUUCGCAAGAAAAAACAAUCGGCUCAGUUGGAAAUGGAAAAGAUACACAUCAAAACGGAGAAAAUAUCACUAGAGGAAAAAAACAAAAUAAAUCAAUCAAGUAUAAUGGAAAAGGCUUCGGCUAACACAAGUCCUGUGCAAUCUGAAAAAUCCGUUUACGAAGAUGCACUUGAAGGUGAUGCAAUCAUGCGAUCGGUUGCAGUUUCCCUAGAUAAGGUGGUUAUCGGACCAGGAAUCGAAAAAAACAAAACAUUCGCCAUGGAUUGUAAAAAUGGAACAUUUUCAAUAUCGGCAACGAAUGGAACAUUUGUUGUGCCAUCUCCGACAAAUGCUGUGAAUGGAACAUUCCAAGUGAAGUCACCGGAAAAUGCUGCCAACGCAACAUUUGAUGUUCGUCAGCUACCCGGGCCAGGCAAUAGUACUUUUGUGAUGGAAACCAAAAAUGCUAACGAAAAGCAGCAGGUUCUGAUCAACGCCAGCAUAAUGACAGAAGAUAAUUCUCAGAUAGAAGAAAGCCCAGAAAAACCCAAAUCUAAGAAACCUUCUGUUCCUAAGAAACCCACUAUUUUGUCUAAAACCAAUUCCAAGAAACAGCACGAACUGUUUAGUUUGCAAAGUCCUAUCAAAACGCGAAUCGAAGCAUUCGAAAAGGCUGCCAUCGGUUCACCGAUGCAUACUCGUGCCGGUAAAGCAACGACUCCCAAUCAGCCGGCACGUUUUCCACCCAAAACAUCCACCACUCCUCUUGCAUCGCAACGGUUCCCUUCGUCGGCUAAGGUCACAACUCCAACUGCUCAGAGCAUUCUUCCGCACGGCAAAGGCAUGUCUUCAUCUGCGUCUAAAUUAGCUCAUCUGCAAAAAAAGCCGGCAACUGCAUCCGCAACCCUGGCAGCCAAAUCACACAGCCUUUCGAGAGAACCAAGUGUCGAACGGUUGGGUGGCACUCUAUCAUCGGCUUCAUCCAGCUCAUCGCUGGCUAUGGACGAGAAAAAGAAGAAGCGUGAAGAAAAGCAACGUCUCGCACAGCAACAGCGAGAACAAAUCGAAAAGGAAAAACGCGAACACGCAGAGAAAUUGAUGCGCGAAAAGGAGGAAAAAUAUCGCAAAUUGGUACAGGAGAAGCAAGAAUAUCUGCGGGCUGAACAGGUAAAAAAGGCCAAGAAGAUGGAGGAAUUUGAGAAGCGACGCCAUUUGGAGGAAUUGAAUCAACGACAGCUGGCAGAACUGAAGCGCGAAGAACUAGCGAAACUGGAGCAGCAGCAGCGAGCCGAACGGGAGCAGGAAAUAUUCAAGAUAAACCAAGCGAAAGAAAAUUAUGAGAUUAAGUUACACAAGCAGAUGUACCAACAGAAGUUGCAACAACAGCAGAAACUUCAACAAGCCAGUCUUCAGCAGCAGCAGCUACUUCAAAUGCAAAAACAGAAACCUUCUGCAGUGGCAGCGGAGAAAUCCAAGAUUCUCUUCAAUUUUGAUAUGAUUCAAACGGAUGAUUCGACGGACGAUGAAAGUGCCACCUCUAGUAAAAAGACUAAGCGUCCUCCAUUGCCAGCAUGGUCUUCUAAAGAAGCCCGGAUGCCGUCAAUAAGAAUACAGCCGGAAAUCAAUUUGAAGGUUAUCGAUCAAUUUUUCUCGGUGGCCCCAAUGACACCGGACUUGCGUGAGAUCUUUCCCUCAAUUGAUGCCCGGAAGCUGAAGCGAAAUUCAAGCGCAGUCUGGCGAACACCCCCUCGAUAUUCGCAAAUGCCGAAGUACUGAAUCUGUGUGUGUGUCUCUCUUUAUAGUUAUCUAACAAAAUUAAAAUUAAUAGUAGCUACUAACAGAAAUAUUUGAAUUAUGGUUAAGCUUCAAGGGCUUGUAGAAUAUAAUUGUUUCCAGUG